GCGCGUGGGUGUGCCGCGGGGCGGCGCCCCCCCGCCGGGGGCUGCGCGCGCUGCCGACCAGAGCGUCCGCCGUGGACCCCGCCGCGGCCGCGAGGCUGGAGGCGGCGCAGGAGCAGGUGCGCGUCGCGCGGCUGAACCUGCAGCAGCUGCAGGCCCAGCUCGUCGGCCGCAACUGGUUCUCGGAGCCACUGGAGCGCGGCUACAUCGCCCAGGUGAUGGGCCUCUUCGCUCCCGAGAGCUCGAGGGCGAUGCGGCCCCUGCUGGACGCGGCGCUCGGGGAGGUGCUGCCGGAGGCCCGCGACAUGGAGGUGCUCGCCGCUCUCUUGUGCGGCAUGACGAUCGCGCGCCUGCCGCACGAGCCAGCGUGGCGCGCCGUUGGCGACGCCGUCAUCGAGCGCUGCGGCGGAGCCAGCCCCGAGCAGCUGGUGGAGGCGGCGUGGGCCUUUGCGGUGGCCGGGGAGCGCCAGCCCGGACUGUUCGCGGCGCUGAAGGGCGCCAUGGCCCCUCACGUCGGUGGCCACCUGGCAGAGGACCACCGCCGGGUCUUCGCGUGGGCAUGUGCCGAGGUGGGCGAGCACCCCGUGGAGCUGUUCGGGCACCCGGACACGAGAGCUCCCGAGGUUGGUGCAGUCUGGCUGGACCUGGCGGGCGGGACCCCGUGGGCAGGACAGUAUGGUAUCCCAGACAUCUCCGAGUCGCACCACUGGCGUGUCAAAACCACUUCCGUAGAUGUGGGCUGCCAGCGCACCCACACAUGUGCGCGCCGUCACGAUGAGAAAGCAUAG
Prorocentrum cordatum is the source of this 785-nucleotide messenger RNA. NCBI's taxonomy places the organism in Eukaryota, Dinophyceae, Prorocentrales, Prorocentraceae. The record is from the annotation of a GenBank genome assembly.